UGUAUGUGGUGAAAACUUCAUAACCAUAUAUGUAGAAAAGUCGAUCGUAUCUAAUUCUACAACACCACAUCUGCUUGACCAAUCCUGUGUCCCGUACGGAUAUGUAACCAGAAAUGGUAUACUUUGGAUGUAUUUUAUGACGCAGUACGACCAAUGUGGUACAUACCUUACCUCAUCCAUUGAGGAUUCCACUUACCACAAUGAGGUGACAAUUCCAUAUGCUAUUGAUCAAGCUUCUGGCACCUACCGCGGAAACAGUAAGAAGAUUGCAGUUCGAUGCCGCUUCGAAAAUAACGCCGAAUUAUCAUUAAGCUUCAUUCCCCACGAAGUGGUGAAAGUAUCCAGCAAAGAAAGUUCUGGCAAUCUUACGUUUCAACUGCAACUGUACACGGAUGAACAUUUUACACAACCAAUACCGAGAUGGAGUUAUCCAGUUACGUUAGAUAUUGGCACCAGGGUGUAUGUUGGUGCUAAAGUUGAAACGUUCUCGACAGAGAUGACACUUUUUAUCGAUUCCUGUAUUGCAUCACCAACACAGGAAACAGAUACAGAACCAAAUUUUACGUUGAUUGAUCAGCGGUGCUCAUUGGACGACCCGUCGUUAAUUUUUCAUUCCCUGGGAGUGGUCGGUGAUUCGAAAAAAAAUGUGUUGUUUUCGUUCGAUACAUUUGGGUUCGUGGGCUAUUCGACGGUAUUUCUGUACUGCAACAUGUCAGUUUGUAAUUCUACUGACUGGCGAUGCUCGUCUAACUGUAACCAGCGUAUGAAACGAAGUGCUGAUAACACGGACCUGAAACGAGACACAUACCCGGUCAUGCUAGGACCAAUAAUACUUAAACAUGAUAAUGAUGAUGUGUCUUUCAGUCGAUUAGAUAAAUCGACCAAUAAGACGAUCACAGCAGGAAAUUUCAUGAUUUUAAUUGGCCUGAUGACGUUUUUUGUGGGAUGUGUGUUGUUUGCAAGAAGCGUCAAAAGCCGUAAAAGGAGCUUGGAGUACAAACCACUGAUUGACGACGAGCAAGACAUCUAAUAGGUUGCGAUAUAGGCAUAUGCUAUAUGCUCAUUACUGAUCGUGCUUUGUCAAUUUGUUUCUCAUUAUUGAUUUAACAUUUUAAUUUAUGCUAAAUUUGAUUAUUUCUGAUGCGUGGUCAUCCUAUAGGUUACAGGUACAUAACAGCUGCCACGGACAGGGGCUGGACGGACCAAUGCAUGACAGGGUAACCACCUACCCUUCUUGAAGAAUGUACUGAUGAAUACCUGAAAUAAUUUGUGCUUUAAUAGUAAAUUAUUUAAAAUCAUUCUAUCUCACUUUAGCUUCCUUUAUCAUUUUGUUUAGAAAUUAGUAAUGCAUCUGUUCACCGCUGUAUCUUGAUUGUUUUUAUUGGUUUUUUGAUUCCAAUAUAGUUAUUUGAUGUUAAAUUUGCUUAGGCAACGACUAUAAAAUGAGGAAUUGUUUUAAUAAUAAUUACACAAUCAACUGUAAAUUGAGUUUAUCUUAAAAUAUAUUAAAUUUAAGGUUUUUCCUUUAAUAAACUAAAGGAUGAAUACCUGAUU
This is a messenger RNA of Anneissia japonica, 1554 nucleotides long. RefSeq names its product CUB and zona pellucida-like domain-containing protein 1. The transcript is spliced from 5 exons. The record is from RefSeq and is a predicted model, not a curated record. Bases 128 to 1030 code for a protein of 300 amino acids. NCBI's taxonomy places the organism in Eukaryota, Metazoa, Echinodermata, Crinoidea, Comatulida, Comatulidae.